Molecule: messenger RNA, 1000 nt
Organism: Rhinolophus ferrumequinum (greater horseshoe bat)
Lineage: Eukaryota; Metazoa; Chordata; Mammalia; Chiroptera; Rhinolophidae
Gene: TFAM
Product: transcription factor A, mitochondrial
Exons: 7
Coding region: 157-897 (246 amino acids)
Molecular function (GO): transcription cis-regulatory region binding
Source: RefSeq, a predicted model, not a curated record
GAAGUUAACAGGCUUCCCAUAGUGCCUCGCGAGUGGUGGGCAUGAUAGCGAACCCGGGACGGUGGUACGCGGGUUCAGCUUGUCGUUGUUGGGGUUCUGUUGUGCCAGGGGGCUCCACGAGGUUGGGGCCCGGUCACUGCCUUGUCGGCGGGUGCAAUGGCGCUUCUUCGGGGCGUGUGGGGCGUGCUGAGUACACUGGGCAAGUCCGGAGCGGCUCUGUGCGCGGACUGUGGGAGUCGACUGCGCUCUCCCUUCAGUUUUGUGUAUGUCCCGAGAUGGUUUUCAUCCACCUUGAGUAGUUAUCCAAAGAAGCCUAUGACUUCAUACGUUCGAUUUUCUAAAGAACAGCUACCCAUAUUUAAAGCUCAGAACCCAGAUGCAAAAAAUUCAGAACUAAUUAAAAAAAUCGCCGAGAUAUGGAGGGAACUUCCUGAUGCAGAGAAAAAAAUAUAUGAAGAUGCCUAUAAGGCAGACUGGCAGGCAUACAAAGAAGAGAUCAACAGAAUUCAAGAACAGCUAACUCCAAGUCAGCUGGUAUCUUUGGAAAAAGAAAUCAUGCAAAAACGUUUAAAAAAGAAAGCGAUAAUAAAAAAGAGAGAGUUAACAAUGCUUGGAAAACCGAAAAGACCUCGCUCAGCUUAUAACAUUUAUAUAUCUGAACGCUUUCAGGAAGCUAAGGAUGGUUCAUCACAGUUAAAGCUGAAGGCUGUAAACGAAAGCUGGAAAAAUCUCUCUAGUUCUCAAAAGCAAGUAUAUAUUCAACUUGCUGAAGAUGAUAAAAUUCGUUAUUAUAAUGAAAUCAAAUCUUGGGAAGAACAAAUGGUUGAAGUUGGACGUAAUGAUCUUCUCCGUCGCAAAAUGAUGAAGCCCCAGGCAAAAAGCACUGAGAAGAGUUAAAUAGAAGAUUAUGUUCAUAAUGGAUAGUUACAAGAAACAAAUUAGGUCUCAAUACCUGAAACUUGUUGUAAAAUUAGAAAGGAUAAAGGUGGUAAACAUUUUA